Messenger RNA from Clonostachys byssicola, 183 nucleotides. The record is from the annotation of a GenBank genome assembly. Lineage: Eukaryota; Fungi; Ascomycota; Sordariomycetes; Hypocreales; Bionectriaceae.
AUGUGCACUCAUCCUGGUCCCCGUCGAGGAGUGUUGGCGUCGACGCUAAAAGUAACAGGAAGCCAUCAGCACUUGGUGGUAUCCAUCAGUGACCCUUACUCCUCGUGGCUGACGAAAAGGGAUAUCCGAUCCAAGCGUCUGGAAUCUCCCCCCGCGAGCAGUUCGUCUGGACUGGAUGUUUAA